AUGUUGUUUGUAAAUUGCGCAGCCGAAGAAAAAUCUCCUAUUGAAACAUUAAUUGAUACAGGCGCUAACGCAGAUUUAAUUACCCAAAAAUUUAUUAACGAGUCGGGAAAGGUUGAACUGCAAACUAGUUUUAGCAGAGCUAGUUCUACUAAUGUUGGUGGGAAGCAUAAAAGUACCGAUCCCGUUGAAUUCUUGGUUGUUGAACCAGAUUGGCCUGGGCCUGAUUUAAUGUUAGGAAACCCAUGGUUGCAAAAAAAUGGCGCAAUAAUUAAUAUGUGUAAUAACAAACUUUCUAUACAUGAUAAUUUUGCAAUCCCAAUUUUCCAAAGCGGAUAA
Entrophospora candida is the source of this 336-nucleotide messenger RNA. Lineage: Eukaryota; Fungi; Glomeromycota; Glomeromycetes; Entrophosporales; Entrophosporaceae. The record is from the annotation of a GenBank genome assembly.